Messenger RNA from Leptomonas pyrrhocoris, 3044 nucleotides. Its product is annotated as putative FtsJ cell division protein. The coding region runs from base 150 to 3044 and encodes 964 amino acids. The record is from RefSeq and is a predicted model, not a curated record. Gene Ontology annotation, cellular component: nucleolus; preribosome, large subunit precursor; nucleus. Gene Ontology annotation, molecular function: rRNA (uridine-2'-O-ribose)-methyltransferase activity; rRNA (guanine) methyltransferase activity. Lineage: Eukaryota; Euglenozoa; Kinetoplastea; Trypanosomatida; Trypanosomatidae. The transcript has a single exon. Gene Ontology annotation, biological process: maturation of 5.8S rRNA from tricistronic rRNA transcript (SSU-rRNA, 5.8S rRNA, LSU-rRNA); rRNA methylation; maturation of LSU-rRNA from tricistronic rRNA transcript (SSU-rRNA, 5.8S rRNA, LSU-rRNA).
AGAGAAAAAAAGGAAGAGUGCAUUAAGCUGCAGCGGUGUUUGACGCUCCGUGAGAGAGACAGUUUUACCCUUUGUCCUUUUCUCCAUCUUAUUCUUCUUUCUCGUCUCCUAAGUACUUAAACAACACAGGAAAAUACAUUUAAGCAGCAAUGGGUGUCAAGUCCAAGAAGAAGGCCAAGACACGCUUGGACGCGUACUACCGCCUGGCCAAGGACCAAGGCUACCGCGCGCGUUCCGCGUACAAGCUGAUCCAGCUGAACCGCAAGUACGACUUCCUCGCCAAGUCACGCGUGUUGGUGGAUUUGUGCGCGGCGCCGGGUGGUUGGUGUCAGGUGGCGGCGCAGCACAUGGCGAUCGGCUCGAAAAUUGUCGGCGUGGAUCUCGUCCCUAUUGCCCCGAUUCGCGGCGUUAAAACCUUCGUCGGUGACAUCACGGAUGACAAGACUCGCAAGAUCAUCGUGACUUACCUGAAGAAGGAGCCGGUCGACUGCGUGAUUCACGAUGGUGCGCCGAACGUCGGUGGCGUCUGGUCACGUGACAUGUACGAUCAGAACGCCCUCGUGCUUGCCUCGGCGAGGAUGGCGUGCUCGAUGCUGAAGCUCGGCGGCUGGUUCGUCACGAAGGUGUUCCGUUCUCCUGACUUCCACAACCUGCUGUGGGUGCUGAAGCAGCUCUUCGACAAGGUGGAGGCCACGAAGCCGCAGGCCUCGCGUAUGGAGUCCGCCGAAAUCUUUGUCGUGUGCGCCGGCUACAAGGCGCCGAAGAGCGUCGAUCCUGCCUUCUUCAGCCCACAGAAGGUCUUCGCGGAGGUGGGGGCGGAGAAGGUGAUGACCCCGUCCGGCAUGCUCGUCACACCCAAGAACAACGUCCCGGCGGGCUACGACGAGUUCGCCACCGUCUCGCACCGCGUCGCGUCCUUUUCCGAUUUCCUGCGCGCCGACGACCCCAAAGGCUUCUUGAAGACCCACCACGAACUCCGCUUCAGCGACGACGCGGAUAAGGAGUUCCUGAAGUCGAAGAGCUCCAAGAAGGAGUUGGUGUACCUCUGCGGCGACCUCCAGCAAGUGGGCGAGGCGGACCUCCGCCGCAUGCUGCGCUGGCGGGAGCAGCUGCUGAAGGAGAAUGCGCGACAGCUGCAGAUGGAUGCUGACGGGGAGGAGGCGGAGGCUGAAGAAGGCAGCGAUGUGGACAGCAUGGAUGGUGACGCCGGUGGCGACCGUAGCAGCCGCAGCGAGGGCGAUGACGACGACGCAGAUCAGGACCGCAAUCGUGACUACCACUUCGACUUCGACAGCCCAGAGGGCGUCACGCAGAUCGCGCGCGAGCUGCUCGAGGUCCGCAAGAAGAAAGCAAAGGAACUCAAGAAGAAGCAGAAAAGAGUCGUGGAUCGAAAGCUGAAGCAGAUCAAGGGGCUGAUCAACUACGAUCCGAACAUGAGCGCCGAGCACAUGACGGAGACAGACGGGUUCGAUUACAAGGGCACCAGCACCGACGCCUUCGACAGGCUGGACAGGUCGGGCCGGCACCACCGCAGCGGCACCGCCGGUAGAGGGGAGGAAGACGACGACGACGACGUGGCGGCAGGCGGGGAGCCGGACGAGCUGGACAACUUCACCGUGGAGCAGCUAAGCCGCAUCCCCGAGGACGAGCUGGCGCGGAUUAUGGACACCACCCUCACAGAGCAGGCCGAUCACGGCAACGAUCCGUUGAACCCGGUCGUCUCCGUGAACCUGGCAGCGCAGGAUGAUUGGGACCUCGGCGACGGCGAGGAAGGCACCGCCGCCACUGCGGAGGAGGCGGAGCCGCACUCGAAGCAGCUCGUGGAGGGGCAGGAGUACUUCAUCGAUGUCGACAACUACGGCAACUACGUGCCGGCGGAGCGCUCCACUCGCGUCACGCUGUACGAAGCCGGUCUGGAGGGGGAGGACGAGAGGGAGGAUGGAGAAGCGGAGGACGAGGAAUCCCCUGUUGCAAAGAAGAAGCGCGCCAAGGCGGAAAAGGACGCGGCGCAGCUGGAGGAGGCCGGCAAGAGCAGCAAAUGGCAGCGUCAUCAGCUCAACGUUGAGAAGAUCCUCAACGACACCUUCCCCACACCGAAGAACCACGACCGCGUCAAGAACAAGAAGCGCCAGCGGGCGUUGGAGGAGGAGAUGAUUACGAUGAGCGCAUCAACGGAGCUGGCUGACUUUGACAAGAAGAAGCACACCCGCACUCGUUUUGAAGACCACAGCGACGAUGACGAUGACGAUGACGAUGACGAUGAUGGUGAUAGCAACGCGUCGGUGAGUGACUUGUCCGACGAGCUCAGCGACGGCGACCUCGACGGGUACGAAAUCAAUCGCGGCCGCGAAGACAGUCGCCGAAAGCGCAAGAUCGUCCCCGACGUGGGCAAGCUCACGACACAGGAGCUCGUCCGCCAGCAGCGCAAGCAGACGCUGCGGGACAACAAGGAGGUGCGCACGCAGAACAAACGCAACAAGAACAACAUGAAUGGUGCCAAGAAAAAGGGCGCGAAAGGGAAAGAGAAUACCGAGUUCGAGGAGAUCCCGAUCGCCAUGACGGACCCGGACAUCCGCGCCCGCACACUUGCGAUCGCGCAGAAGAUGUUAGACCCCCAGGCACGUCGCGCAAUUCUCGACGCCUCGGUUAACCGCUACGUCUUCAACGACGACGACGACCUGCCGGACUGGUUCGUGAAGGAUGAGCAGCGUAACUGCCGUGUGGUGCUGCCCGUGACGGCCGAGGACAUCGAGGAGCAGCGCCGCCGCUUCCAGGAGCUCAACGCACGUCCGAGCCGCAAGGUUAUGGAGGCGAUGGGCCGCAAGCGCAGAAAGGCGGAGCGCAUGUUGCGUGGCCUGAUCGAAAAGGGUAAGGCGGACCCCCGCGCACGUGAGAAGUCGGGCAACCUUAGUGUGCGCAAGCUCAUGCGUGCGCAGGUGAUCAAGGGACAAGCCAAGAAGAAGCACAAGUACCUGGAUCGCCAGCAGAUGGGCCGCAUGCGUCGCGAUCGUGAGAAGGCGAAGCGCGACAGGAAGAAGAAGUGA